Lates calcarifer (barramundi perch) is the source of this 1860-nucleotide messenger RNA. RefSeq names its product linkage group 13 C5orf34 homolog (gene lg13h5orf34). Lineage: Eukaryota; Metazoa; Chordata; Actinopteri; Centropomidae. Bases 120 to 1760 code for a protein of 546 amino acids. The record is from RefSeq and is a predicted model, not a curated record. The transcript is spliced from 11 exons.
CCUCUCGGUGAGCGCGCCAACUCCAAACGUUUCCACGUGAUGACGUGAACAGACGCUGGUCUUGCUUUGAGUUUCAGCGCGUUUACAGUACAGGAAAGGUAGUUUAAUCCUGUUUGGUGAUGGAAACCGUGGCCGGUGUCAGUUUAAUGAUCAUGUAUGAAGAUGAGUCGGUAGAUGUUCGCUACUUAAACGGAUCCCGGUUACAGCUGUCGCCGUGCGGCUGCGAAUUCCUGCUGGUGAAAGCCACACACCCCUCCGGCCAUCCUCUGCAGCCCAGUGAGAGUGUCCGACAGAGGACGAGGUUCACCAUCAGCACGUACAAGGAGUUGAUGGUAGCUGCAUUGGCCUUUAGGAAUAAAUAUGCAAGCCGACCAUAUCUACCAGAGGAACUCAUCCCUGCUGAACAUAAGAAGCCUUUCUUCAGCAUCAACUCUGACGUGCAGUGGCCUGAGUGGUCUUCCAGUGAGGCUGAGCUCGGGCCUGGAGGCGAGACCAUUGUCAGGUCAGAGGAAGGUCGAGCUGCGCUGAUGCUGUCGCCCUCGGGUGAAGAAUUCACAGUCAAGUUCACGUGCAGCCUCAGUCAGAUGCAGAAUCGGCACCAGUCUUUCAGCAGAGAUCCUGAUGGUACGCCAGGCAGUCAGCAGCAAGUUGGCAGUCUGAUCCAUCAGACCACCAAUAACAAGAUCAAAGAGGCUCAUCAGGGGAGAGGAAGCAGAAGGAAUGAGUCAGUUAGAUCAAGGUCUUGCUCUCCUCGGUUUUCCAGCACUUCUCAGCCAAAGCCAGGGGAGAUGUACCAAUCCACCACAGUGGUCCAGCAUCACUCCUGCAGUGCUUAUGCUCCCAUGUGGUCCUACCCUCUCUGCUUGGCUCAUCAUCACUGGACGACUCGUCUCUCUAAAUCUAAAGAUGUCGGGGCAGAGGGAGCCGGCGAUUCUGCCCAGGCAGAGAGGAAAUUAAAUAUGUCUGACACAUCUAGUGAACAGAGAAGGUCUCACUUACCUCUGGCGCUGCCCCUCACAUGUCCUUCACCUCACAGGCACAGGUGGAAGAUUAAAGACCCCCUGGCUGAAAAAGAACAGUUAGAUCAAGACCUUCCUACAGAGCUGGUGAGAGUGAUGUGGUGUCAGGGAGUCACCUACAGGAUAUUGAGUGGAGCUGUCUCAGUCAUAGAGGUUUCCCCAGGAGAUGGAUCAGUGAUCCGGUCUAACGGUGUCCUUAACACUUACUUUACCCAUCACCAACCUGAGCUCCAGUCUGGGCAGGUGAAAGAGGUAUUAUACCACCUGAAUAACCUUCCACCGGAUGUACUCGGACAGGCCUACUCUAUACGCUCUAUUGUGAGUCGUGCGAGCAGGAUCCUCACUUGCUACGACCAGGCCAAGCAAUCGCUGAAGCUUCCUGCCACACCCAGCUGCUUGCAAGAGGCCAAAAAAGGUAGACAUUUUUCUAAUCCACUGGUGCUUGAAGAACAUCUGUCCAGUCCUAUACCUGUUGAGCAUCACAUGAAUGUGACACAGACAGUAGAAAGUCGGUCAGAUCUCGUUGCUGCAGAGCUGGAGAAGAUAAAACGGUUCAAUUUUCUUCUGGAGAACAGCCGCCUGCAGAUAAGUAUGAAAGGAUGUGCGGUGUUCCAAGGUAAUUCUGGAGAAGAGGUGACUCACGAACCAGUGAAUGAGGCCUGCGUUGCUGAAGCUCUUCAGAGGACAUCCAAAGCCAUACAGGACAUUGAUGCUCUCGUAUCUGCAACCACACUGACUUGAGAGAGUGAGAGAAAAGUAGAAAAAAAUCCUGCAUAUAAACUUCACUGUCAAAAUGUAAAUCAAUUUACCCAUUAUGUACAGAUUCUCAAAUAAAAACUUG